AUGUCAAAACAGUUUGUACGUUCUGCUAAAAAUGCUUUCAAGGGCUAUUCCUCAGCUCAAGUACUUGUACGUGAUGCUACUUCUAACGAUAUGAGAUCCACUAACAUCGGCUUGAUGCAAGAAAUUGCCGCUAGAACUUAUGACUCUGUGGAAUUCUUCGAAAUUAUGGAAAUGUUAGAUAAGAGAUUGAAUGAUAAAGGUAAAUAUUGGAAACAUGUAGUCAAAUCUUUGACUGUAUUGGAUUAUUUGGUAAGGUUUGGGUCUGAGAAUUGUGUCUUAUGGUGCAAAGAAAACUUGUAUAUCAUAAAGACUUUAAAAGAGUUUCGAUAUGAGGAUGAAACUGGGAUUGAUCAAGGUCAAAUCAUUAGAGUGAAAGCUAAAGAUUUAGCUGAUUUAUUAGCUGAUGAUGAAAGAUUAAGAGAUGAAAGAAGAUUGAAUCAAUCAAGAAAUUAUAAUAAUCCAAAUAGAAAUAAUGAGAGAAGAAAUAGAAGUAGAGAUAAUUCACGUGCUAGAAGAUAUGAUAAUAAUAAUAAUAAUAAUAAUAAUAAUAAUAAUGAUAAUACUAGUAAUAGUAAUAUGGAUAAUGAUUUAAGAAAAGCGAUCGAAGAAAGUAAAUUGACCGUUCAAGAAGAUGAAGAACGUAGAAAACAAUUAGCUUCUUAUGAUGAUGAAGAUCCUGAAUUUCAAGCUGCUUUACAAUUAAGUAAAGAAGAAGAAGAAUUAAAAAAUUUGCAAGAUAUGCAAAGAUUACAACAACAACAAUAUCAAUUACAACAACAACAAACUAAUGCAGUUAUGAAUAUGUCAAGUCAACAACCAACAAAUGGGUUUUUUGAUAUUUUUGGUAAUCCAAUCUCUGCUGAUGAAUAUAAUCAAUAUCAACAACAACAAAACUUAUGGGAACAACAACAACAAGAACAACAAAAAGUCGCACAAGAACAAUACAUGGCUCAACAACAAAUUCAACAACAACAACAAAUGCAACAACAACAAAUGCAACAACAACAACAAAUACAACAACAACAAGAAUUACAACAACAACAAGAAUUACAACAACAACAAGAAUUACAACAAUAUGCGACUGCAAAUGCUGCAUAUCAACAACCUUUGGCUACAGGUUCAAAUAACCCAUUUGCCUUGGAUAAUUUAAAUGGACCUGCAACAACAAAUCAACAACAAAACGUUCCACAGCCUUCAUACAAUGGUAUCUCAGAUUUAGCAUCACCAAAUAAACAGAACAUGCAACAAUCACAAUUUUCUCCACCACUACCACAACAACCAUUGAAACAGACGAGAACUGGUAAUGAAGAAAUUACUCAGAAGUACAGUCAAUUGAAUUCCAUGCUCUCAAAUGGUACAGGUAUUGAUACAUUUGGUAACAGUGGUGAACAACGUAUUCCAGCGCAACAUACAGCUACUGGUACAUUUAUUAACUCACAAGGUACUGGAUAUCAUCAAGAGACAAAUGAACCAAAGAAUAACCCAUUUUUAAAUAGUCAAUAUACAGGAUUACCAAGUUCUGGUAUAGCCCCUCUACAUACGGGUUAUGGUUUUGGUAACCAAGGACCACAAGACAAUCAACCACCACUACCACCACAACCAAAUCAAGCCAGCCAAUAUAAUCAACCACCACAACCAAAUCAAACCGGUCAGUAUAACCAGCAACAACAAAUCGGCUUUCCACAACCACCCCAGUUCCAAACACCUAACCAAUAUCAACAGCAGAACAAUAAUGCUAAUGCGCCUGAUCAAGGUAUUAGUUUAAUUGAUUUAUAA
Messenger RNA from Maudiozyma barnettii, 1776 nucleotides. RefSeq names its product epsin (gene ENT2). The transcript has a single exon. Lineage: Eukaryota; Fungi; Ascomycota; Saccharomycetes; Saccharomycetales; Saccharomycetaceae. Bases 1 to 1776 code for a protein of 591 amino acids. The record is from RefSeq and is a predicted model, not a curated record. Gene Ontology annotation, molecular function: phospholipid binding; clathrin binding. Gene Ontology annotation, biological process: actin filament organization; endocytosis. Gene Ontology annotation, cellular component: clathrin vesicle coat; plasma membrane; endosome.